Messenger RNA from Benincasa hispida (wax gourd), 871 nucleotides. RefSeq names its product cucumber peeling cupredoxin-like. NCBI's taxonomy places the organism in Eukaryota, Viridiplantae, Streptophyta, Magnoliopsida, Cucurbitales, Cucurbitaceae. Gene Ontology annotation, molecular function: electron transfer activity. The record is from RefSeq and is a predicted model, not a curated record. Gene Ontology annotation, cellular component: plasma membrane.
UUCAUUAAACAUCACAAGCUUGUAAAAGAGAGCCAUUGAACAAACUUUUGUAGAAAUUUUUCUUUAGCUUGUGAGAACUUUUUUAAUAUUUUAUUUUAGAGAAAUAUGGGGAGAGGAGUUGGUUUGGUUUUGGGUUUAAUUGCGGUGGUUUUUGUUCACCAUGCCACCGGUGAGACGGUUCAUGUUGUUGGAAACUCCGACGGUUGGACGGUUCCGCAGGGCGGCGCUGCUUUCUAUUCCGACUGGGCUGCUAGAAACAACUUCUUCAUCCGCGAUUCUCUAACAUUUAACUUUGAGACAAACAUGCACGAUGUCCUUAAAGUAACAAAAGAAUCCUUCGAUGCUUGCAAUUCAAACAAUGCCAUCGGCAACGUCAUUACUACAGGUCCUGCCACAGUGAAGCUCGACACCGCCGGUGUGCAUUACUUCAUUUGUACAGUCGGCCGACACUGUUUUGGAGGUCAAAAGUUAUCUGUUACCGUCUCCGCCAAUACUCACGGCGGUGCAAUCCCACCUUCUACAAACACUAGUCGGCCACCCGCCGCAAACACUCCGAUUUCUCAUGAUAAUGCCUGUGCUCCAACUCCUGCAAAUUCGCCGUCCUCCUCACCACCUAUCCAUGGUGGAACUCCCUCGGCUCCGGCGCCUUCCUCAUCCACUGUGUUGAUGGCAACCCUUUAUGUCACUUUGUCCGCCCUUGUUAUGAGCUUGUUGUUCUAGAUCAUUUGGAUUAACUUUGUGUUUGUUUUUUUUUAGUUGUCUUUUUAGAUUAAUAAGUCGGGGUUGUUAAUUUGGUUACUACUAUUUAGUUUGUUUAUUGAGAGUUGAGAGAGAAUAAUAUUUGAGUGAUGGAAAAUUUUUCGGUUGUAUU